Nothobranchius furzeri (turquoise killifish) is the source of this 3165-nucleotide messenger RNA. It is a transcript of the gene rufy3, whose product is annotated as RUN and FYVE domain containing 3. Gene Ontology annotation, molecular function: metal ion binding. Lineage: Eukaryota; Metazoa; Chordata; Actinopteri; Cyprinodontiformes; Nothobranchiidae. Gene Ontology annotation, biological process: regulation of axonogenesis. Gene Ontology annotation, cellular component: cytoplasm. The record is from RefSeq and is a predicted model, not a curated record.
AUCACCGUCAGCCAUCUUGGUUGACACCCACCAGUGCAUUGACUGCAGAGCACAGGCAGUCCAGUCAGAGCCACCCGGUGCUGAGCAGAACCGGACCGGAGAAGAGCGGGGCUUUCCCUCAGCACGCUGCUCUUUUCUGCCUACGAAGGGGGGAGGGGAGAGGAGGACUGAUUCCCUCGGUUCCACUGAGGAGGAGAGGAGGCAGGCAUAAAGAGGAGGAAGAGCAGCGGGCCUUUUGGUUUCUUCUCCAUCCCAUCUGGCUUCUACUUCUGCGUGUCUUUUUGGGUUCGUUUCUCUGAACAAAGGCUGCUGUUGGUUAGUGUCUGGUGAAAGCUGAGUCAUCAUGUCUGACCUGACGCCUCAGAGCGAGACCCCGACCCCCACCACAGAUAAGAUCACCCAGGCUGCCCGAGAGACCAUCUAUCUCUGCAACUUUCGCGUUUCUGUUGAUGGCGAGUGGCUUUGCCUCCGUGAGCUCAACGACAUCUCGCUCACGCCCGACCCAGAACCGGCCCACGAAGAUCCCAAAGAUCCGAUUGCCAUAGAAAGGCUUAACUUGAUGAAUAUGGCCAAGCUGAGCAUUAAGGGUCUGAUCGAGUCGGCGCUGAAUCUCGGACGCACGCUCGACUCUGACUACGCCCCCCUGCAGCAGUUCUUUGUGGUGAUGGAGCACUGCCUCAAACAUGGACUGAAAACAAAGAAGACCUUCCUGGGGCAGAACAAGUCAUUCUGGGGCCCGUUGGAGCUGGUGGAGAAGCUGACGCCUGAAGCAGGAGAGAUUACAGCCAGCGUGAAAGACCUACCUGGUCUGAGAACUCCGCUGGGAAGAGGACGGGCCUGGUUACGUCUGGCCUUGAUGCAGAAGAAGCUUUCAGACUACAUGAAGACCAUCAUCAACAGAAAGGACCUGCUUAGUGAAUUCUACGAGCCAAAUGCUCUGAUGAUGGAGGAGGAGGGCGCCGUCAUCGCUGGGCUGCUUGUCGGGUUAAACGUCAUCGAUGCCAACCUGUGCAUGAAGGGCGAAGACCUGGACUCGCAGGUUGGAGUCAUAGAUUUCUCGAUGUACCUGAAAGAUGGUGGGCACAGCAGUAAGAGUGCAGAGGGUGACGGUCAGAUCACGGCCAUCUUGGAUCAGAAGAAUUAUGUGGAGGAGCUGAAUAGACAUUUGAGCGCGUCUGUAAACAACCUCCAGGCCAAAGUAGACGCUCUGGAAAAGUCCAACACAAAGCUGACAGAAGAGCUCGCGGUGGCAAAUAACAGGAUCAUCACUUUACAAGAAGAUGUGGAGCGAGUGAAGGAGGAGAGCUCAUUUCAUCUGGAGUCCAGGAAGGCCUCAUCGGCAGACGGACAGACGCUGGCAGAAACACGGAAGCAGCUCAAAGAGGAAACGUUGCUUCGACUGGAUGUGGAGCGGGAGCUGGAGGUGCAGAUUGGGAUGAAGCAGGAGAUGGAGCUGUCCAUGAAGAUGCUGGAGAAGGACGUGUGUGAGAAGCAGGAUGCUCUGGUGGAGCUCCGGCAGCAGCUAGAGGACCUCCGAACCAUCAACCAGCAGCUCGGCCACAAGUCCCAGAGUUCAGACGCCAGCUCCAAACAGAAGAGUGAAGCCAUUGUUCGGCUGGAGGAGAAGAUAAAUCAGAUGUCAGGAACCAUUAAACAGCUGGAGAGCAGAGGCAAGCACGCCGAGAAGGAGCGAGACCUGGCCCUGGAGGCCAACCGGCUCUUCAAGCAGGAGUUUGGAGACAAAAUCGAGAGUCUGCAGGUGGAGGUGGAGCAGCAGCGGAAGCACAGGUUUAGUCUGGAGAAGGAGCUGAGGAGAGAGCGUGAGCAGAAGCACCAUCUGAGCGUGUCUGCUCCUGUUGGCAGGGAGAAGAAACUCUCAGAGAGUUCAUCACCCAAACGGUUUCCAGAAUCUCAACCAAUUAGAAGAAACAGCGACCAGUCACAGAGCGAACAGGACGACGUCAAAAGCAGUCUGAGCUCCAGUUUGUCCCUGUCGCACCACGAGGAAGAGCUGGAGUCGUCAUGUCCAGAGAACAGUCGGCCAUCUUUGUGUCUGAUGUGUAAGCAGGAUGAAUCCCUCCUCAGGACAAAGAAACAGUGUAAGAACUGCUGCGGCUUCUUCUGUGGGAGCUGCGUGUCCAACGCGCUGCCGCUGCCAUCCUCCAUCCUCCCAGAAAGCGUCUGCACGUCCUGCUACUCCCAGCUCCUGCAGCAGUACGCCUCAACGCCAACAUGAACGUGGAGGCAUCGGUCCGUAACACUCGAGCACUUUCCUCUCUUCAAACGUCUCAAACAUCUGCCAAGUUUAGAGCUGUGAGACGUUUUUAACAGUUUCAGUCCGUGGUGUUUGUUAGCAGGUUUUUAUGCUGAUUUAGCAGCACAGCAGCCAUUUUACCAUUUGUGCCUUUUGGUUGUUUCUGGCUGUCACCAAACUGUUCUUCAGAUUUACUGGAAUGAUUAUAGAAUAAAGUUCAUCGUUUUAAGCUGAGUUUUAAACAUAAAUGUUUGUUUUACAGUAGCUGAAGCAGAGUCACAUGACUGUAGCUGGAUAGAGCUGUGAAUUGAGUUUUUUAUGUAAAUGAUGACUUAACUGGAAAAUGAAAUGAAUCCCAGUUAGCUGAGCGCUGUAGAGCUCCUCUGCCCACUCCUCUUUGAGAUAAAUGUUGGAAUUAGAAGAAUCUGGGAGAAGCAGACACGUUCUGUUAAGCAGAACUCGUCAGGCAAAUCUUACAGCGGCGUCUUUUAUCCUAAAUACAGCAGCAAGAGGGAACAUUUAGUGUAAAUCAUCUCAUGACUUUUAUUCUGGAAAAUAACAUGCCGAGUUAAUUCUCAACAUGUAAACUCUGAUGUCGACUCUGCGUUCUCGGACAUGUCUCUGAUGUGCACUGGUAGAUUCCUGAAUCCGAGGUCACGGAGUGAAAAUAAACAAAUGAUCCGUUUUUUCCUUUAGGUUUACAAAAAGGAAGCGUUUGUAUUUUCUGCUGUUGCUGCCUUUCGUAGAUCAAAAAUGAGAGAAAUUCCCUCCUGGCUGCUAAAAUACAGCCUCGUUUCUUUUGUUGCUAAAAUCCCAAAAGAAUGAAUGUUUCUACUGCGGUUUGAGUAAAACUGGUAAAACAUUUAGACUUUAUUGUAGAAACUGAGAUCAAUAAACCUUGUCAGACCUUG